AAGGGAGGAUUCAUGUCUCUACAAUCAAUGGCUCUGGAAGAGUCGAGAGUAGCUUCAAUGAUAUGAGUCUUUCUAGCAGUGGGAGUGGUUUUGGAAGUGGUUCUGGGUUUGGAUUGAACACUGAUGUUGACUCGUACUCUAGCAAGUCAAAGGGUCGUCCACCCUCAUCUGCUACUGCACCCGCUAAAGGUCUUGGCAUGCAACUUGGUAAAACUCAAAGGACAAACCAGUUUUUGGAGUCUCUGAAGGCAGAAGGUGAAGUCAUCAAUGAAGAUGUGCAACCGAGCACAGGUCAAGUAAGAGCUGUUGCAGCACCACUAACUGACCCGAUCACUCUUACUGUUGAAGAGAAGCUGAAUGUUACACUGAAACGGGAUGGUGGAAUCAGCAACUUUGAUGUUCAAGGACAAUUGUCACUUCAGAUUCUUAACCAGGAAGAUGGGCUGAUCCAAGUUCAGAUUGAAACUAGCCGGAACCAAGGUGUCAUUUUCAAGACUCAUCCGAACAUGAACAAGGAACUAUUUGCAAAUGAAAAUAUUCUGGGCUUGAAGGACCCAAAUAGGCCUUUUCCUACUGGUCAAACUGGUGAUGCUGCUGGAGUUGGUCUUUUGAAGUGGAGAAUGCAAAGUGGAGAUGAGUCAAUGGUGCCACUAAUAAUCAACUGCUGGCCCUCUGUGUCUGGAAAUGAGACAUAUGUCAGCAUUGAAUAUGAAUCUUCGUCCGCCUUUGAUCUGCAGAAUGUGUUAAUCUCAGUUCCUCUUCCAGCUCUAAGAGAGGCACCACGUGUCAGGCAGGUUGAUGGAGAGUGGAGGUUUGAUUCCCGAAAUUCGGUUUUGGAAUGGUCUAUUCUUCUUAUCGAUAAUUCGAACCGCAGUGGAUCAAUGGAGUUCGUUGUACCCCCAGCAGAUGCAUCGGCUUUCUUCCCCAUUUCUGUCCGAUUUUCAGCUGCUAGCACAUACAGUGAUGUGAAGGUUGCCACUGUCAUUCCUCUCAGAGGCGGAGCUCCUCCAAAAUUCUCUCAGAGGACGCAGUUGAUUACGGAGAAUUACCAUGUAGUCUGAUAAGAUUCACUCCGCCUCACCGAGUAAAAUAGUAUUACAAUUUUUUCGGCUUUUAGAUGGUGAUUUCCUCGGUUUUUGGAAGCUGGAGUAGUGAAAAAAAGUGACAUUCAUAUACAAUCCUUAAAGUUUCUUUGUCGAUUUUGAGAUUGAUGAGAUCUGGUCCAUCUUGGUAUCUUGCUUAUAUUUGUUUUGUUUUCGGUUGUACAAAUAGUUAUGUGGUGGUAGGAUUCUCCAUCAUCUUGAGAACAUUGUCAAUUGAGUCGUUCAUAUAUUUUACUAAGAUCAGUAACACUGCUUGUGUAGUCUGAUAAGCUUUAAAA
Linum tenue is the source of this 1381-nucleotide messenger RNA. The record is from the annotation of a GenBank genome assembly. Lineage: Eukaryota; Viridiplantae; Streptophyta; Magnoliopsida; Malpighiales; Linaceae.